Portunus trituberculatus (swimming crab) is the source of this 5185-nucleotide messenger RNA. Its product is annotated as hydroxymethylglutaryl-CoA lyase, mitochondrial-like. Gene Ontology annotation, biological process: L-leucine catabolic process; ketone body biosynthetic process. Bases 105 to 1136 code for a protein of 343 amino acids. The transcript has 7 exons. The record is from RefSeq and is a predicted model, not a curated record. NCBI's taxonomy places the organism in Eukaryota, Metazoa, Arthropoda, Malacostraca, Decapoda, Portunidae. Gene Ontology annotation, molecular function: hydroxymethylglutaryl-CoA lyase activity.
GAGAGGGAGAGGAGUGGGAGAGAGGGGGAGCGUGGGAGAGGUGUGCAGCAGCCGACAACCCUCACAGCUGAUCCUCCUUGCCUCUCACCCUUCUCCCCUUCACCAUGUCCAGGAUCCUUUGCCGGACAGACCUGCUCUCUGCUCUCAAGUCUUUCUGCAGGAACUAUGGCGCAGUAGGGCAAACGCUUGGGAAGUCUCAGUAUCUAGAGAUCCGGGGGUCCCCGCAUGCCCUGCCGCCUUACCCAAGGAAGGUAAAGAUCGUGGAGGUGGGACCCAGGGACGGCUUGCAGAAUGAGAAGACUUUGGUGCCCACCAAUGUGAAGAUAGAGCUAAUCAACAAGUUAGCAAAGGCCGGACACCGUGCUGUGGAAGUGACCAGCUUUGUCUCACCAAAAUGGGUGCCACAGAUGGCUGACCACAUGGAGGUGAUGCAGGGAAUUCAGCGCCUCAGUGGAGUGUCAUACCCUGUACUGACACCAAAUCUGAAGGGAUUUGAGGCUGCGUUUCAGGCAGGAUGUGAGGAAGUGGCCAUCUUUGGGGCUGCCUCAGAGUCAUUCAGCCAGAAGAACAUCAAUUGCAGUAUCAUGGAAUCCCUUAAACGCUUUGAGGCAGUGGUGGAGGCAGCCAAGGCAAGAGGUGUAAGGGUGAGGGGCUAUGUCUCCUGUGUGUGUGGCUGUCCCUAUGAGGGACCUGUUGAUCCCAGGACUGUGGCUCAGGUUGCCCACACCAUGUAUGAGAUGGGAUGCUAUGAGAUCUCCCUUGGGGAUACCAUUGGUGUGGGCACACCAGGCAGCAUUCGCCACAUGUUAGAGGAAGUGCUGAAAGUGUUGCCAGCAGAUGUGUUGGCAAUACAUUGCCAUGACACCUAUGGCCAAGCACUGCCUAAUAUUUUGACAGCACUUCAGAUGGGGGUGAGUGUAGUGGAUGCCUCUGUGGCUGGCUUAGGAGGAUGUCCCUAUGCCAAAGGUGCUUCAGGGAAUGUGGCAACAGAGGAUGUGGUCUACAUGCUCAAUGGCCUGCAAAUAGAGACUGGAGUAGACCUUGACAAACUGAUUGAGGCUGGUAACUAUAUCUGUAAGGUACUCAACAGGCAGAACAUGAGCAAGGUAAGCUGUGCUAAGACCAAGGGUGGCUGAGCAACAUCUUGAUGAAUAGGGUCUACUUUAUCAUCAUCAUUAGCAUCAUCAUUAUCAUGACUUUCACCUAAUUGUAAUGCUGAAGACUUUGAGGAAUAAGUUUGGUCUUAGCUUCAUCUAAGAACAAAAGUGGGAUCAAAUUAUAACAUGGCAGGUACAAGAUAUUUUCUGUUACCAAUGGAGCAACAAACAAAGGAGUGUGUUAGCUUGUUGCCUGCUUAGUAACUACCUUCAUAGAUUGUAUUGAUGGAGGAAGGUGCUGAAUAUGCUAAAAUAUUUGUGUCAACAGAAAAUUAUGUAUAGUAUUACAUAGUUUUUAAUGGUACAUGGUCAUGUGUUGAAGCUCCUGCUUAAGGUUGUAGUUGUGUAGGGAUGUUAGGCUGCAACUGAAGUCAUUUAGGUCUGUAUGAUGUCAACUUCAUUCAGUAUUAUUAAUCUUCAUCAUCAUAUCACAAAGUUGGUGGAUCAUUUUGAGUAUGUCUGUGAUACAAGAGAUAAAAUAACAGUGUAGGAUGUCAUUUUAUUUCCAAAGGAGGUAUCUUGGGUGUUGUAGACAAUGUUACCAAGGAGAUUGUCAGGAAAUAGGUCACACAAAUAUGCUGCAUGUUGCCAGUGGUUGCAGAAAACUCAUGCAAGUGGUGGUCCACACAUGCACAUACACAAAGAGGAUUUCUGAUUUUGGAUGCUUAUGUAUGUUGCAAAUUAUGUUAGAUUUCUAUAACAUUUUAAGACUACAAAAUGCACUGUCAUGUUCAUAGAUAUUUUGAUGAACCUUUAGAAUGCACUUAAACUUGUAUUGCACUAAACAGAAGGAUAGUAUUUGAAAAAUCUAUUAUUCUGUGAAUUAGUAACUAACAUUUAGUACUUUUCAACAACAGUGUUCUAAAUGGAGGGGUGUGUAGUUAGAUUGUAGUUACAAGUCAUUUAGAUUUAUUAUCUCAUAUGCUGAGACUUAGAGGUUUGUGUUAUGUUUUCUACAAACCAAGCAAAAUUUAGGAGCUAUUCUUGUGUUCUCACCUACACCAUCACAUCAUCAUGUUCUCCCUCAGUCUUGUAAAGCAAGCUGUACAGAGAACAUACACAAGCUCCCUCCACUCCCUUAGUUUUCCUUCAGAUGAAAUUGAACUUUUUAUAUUUUUAUAGUGUUCAUUUAAUUAUAGUCAAACAUGUAAUCUCCCACUUUCACCUCAUUUGGCAUUUUCCCUAACUCCAAAGCCCUCAUUUGUUAAAAAUUUCACGUCGUAUUUUGCAAAUUGAUUGUCAGUGUACUGAAAGAUUUGAGAUGGUGAAAACUAAGCAUAGUAGAAAUGAGUUCGAUAAGUUGAAUUACUUAUAAUUAUCACUUUACCUUCUUGAGGUGUGAAAUUAAUUAAAUUAGUUGUAGAGGCAGGUAAAGAAUGUAGCAUUUCAAGUAAUAUAAGUUCUUUGUAAGUUCCUAGUGGUGCACCAAUAGAGUUGCCGUGUAGGAAAGAGUUUUGAUGUUAUAAACAUAAGUUGGCAUAAUCAUGGUAAUCUAUUGCGAUAACUUGUCAGGUUAUCAGUUAACCCAUAAUUAUUUUUCCGGCAUUAUUAAUUUAUCUGUUUUGCCGAUGCUUUUGGUUCCAAACUAGUGAUAAUCAAUAAUUUUGGCUUUUAGAACAUCAAAAUGUUGAAGUUUUUAUUUUUUCAAUUGAAAUGUUAUUUGAUUUAAAACUACUUUCCAUCAGUGAGUUUACAGGAUAAAUAUUAAACUUGAAAUUUUUACAAUUUUUUUCUAAGUUAGCUAAGUUUUGUAAGAUAAGAAUAAAGAUUUGUGUUUAUUGAUAAUUCUUGAAAAUUUAGAAUAUCAAUGUCACUAUUUCUAGUAUCAGAAUUUUGGAGGGUUUAUCAGUUAUUGAUUGUUAAGGGAUAUGUUCAUCGCUGGUUAUUGCUGAUAAGGUUAUUGCUAUCGAUUUAUCGUGGUAAUUCUUUUUAUUGUUGUGCCUAGCUGUGAUUAUAAAGUAAUACUUUUCUUUGAAUUCAAACAGUACUGUAGUUCCUUUACAAAUUUGGGACUGAAAUUAGUGGAGAAUUAGUGAGAGGUUUAGAAAUUCCUAUGAGAUGCAAUGCUUUGUUUACUCUAUUGUAUGGUCAGGUAUGCUUUGAACUAUAGACAAACUAAGCAUUUUUAUAAGCAAUUCCAUCAUGAUAUUAAAUUUGAUUCGCUGAAUCAUUAAGAAUUUGUGGAGAAAUAUAUAUAUAUAUAUAUAUAUAUAUAUAUAUAUAUAUAUAUAUAUAUAUAUAUAUAUAUAUAUAUAUAUAUAUAUAUUGAUUUUUUUCUCUUUCUACUUCUUACCUAUGAUUGAAUUGUAUAGAUAGAUUGAUGGAUAUCAAAGGUGUGUUCAGUGGAGCCAUUGUGAAUUUUAACCAUUGAAUUCCUAAUGGUAGUGUGGAGCUUAUUACUUGAUUGGAUUAACCUUAGAUAAAUAUGUAAUGUAAAAAGUAAAUAUUUAAGCUCCAAAAUGCUUACACUAUCCAUUAUGUCUUCGUCCCACUGGAUGACGACUGUUGAGCUCCCUUUCUGUCCUGUGAAAAUGGAUAGGUUGUGUUGAGGUUGCCAGAAAAUGGAAAAAGUUAAUUUUGGUGGGACUGCUAGCAGCACUCUUGUUGUGCCAUGGUAUUUAUUUUUCCACCAAUUUCUGUAUUUCUGUGGAUGACCACGACAUUCUCACUGCUACUCCAAGCAUCCUUACAGUGUUCCAUGGCUGACCUAUGUGCUUUUACUGCGAUCAGUGAGCCUCCAGUGUUUCUUCUUUGAACACGUUUCAGACACUGAUACCAUCCACUGAGCUUCCUUUGAAUGCUCCUUAGGCAACAUUAGCCUACCCCCGACCAGAAUGACAGCUGAAGAACCCUUUGGUGUUCCCUAAGAUUUUUAUUUAUAAGAGGGGAAUCUAGUGACAGUCUUCAUUUGCAUCUCACACUUGCGUUGAGAGGGUCACACUGAUAUCAUGAACAAUGAAGUCCUGUGGCUUGUAACGGUAUGAAAAGAGUGAAUGUUAUGAUAAUGCCGUGACUUUGCUUAGCGUUGCCAGGAACUACCAAUAAUUCUUCUACGUGGUUGAAGAAUUUUAAAGUGCAGCAAAAUGAAUAAAUAAAUAAAUAUAUGAUAAUAAAUAGAUAAAUAAAUAAGUAAAUUAAUAAAUAAAUAAGUAGAUUAAUUAGAUUAAUAAAAAUCAGUAAAAUUAGAUAAGGAGCAAAAUAGUAAAAUUAGAUAAAGAGCAAAAUAGUAAAGAGAUUAAAUAAAGUAGAUAAAUGAAAAUGAAAGAAAAUGGAUAGAUAAAAAAUUAAAUGAAAUCAAUGAAAAGUAGAGUAUAUAAAUGGACUACCAAACUGCUUCCUCUUUAUGACCGUACUGCUCCUUGUACACCCUUGAAACUCCAUUCUGUGCCACUCUCGCCUCCAUACCACAAUCCAUUGUGAUGGCAACCAAGCUGUACAAGUUUUCAACAUGUUGUAAAAUGGUCCCAAACUAUGGCUUUUUCUGUUUCGUAUCCAUGACCCUACUCUCUCCAUGAAGACCUUCCUAUCUCCUUCUGAUGACCACUGGCGACAAAGCCAAUUUUACAUGCAUAGAAGGGUCAUACAAUGGUCGGCAUUCCAGUGGAAUGGGAGUUUUAUUCCUUUUUGCCAUCAGUGGUACCAUUCAGAAUUGUACUGAACAUAGCACCAGAACACUUUAAGCUUAAAGCUGAAGAACCUAGAGUAGCCAAAGAGUUAAUGUACACCUGUGUGUGUUUCCUCCGUGGGGACAUCUAGGAAAGGAUAUAACAGGGAAGAUCAGAAGGAGAGUAUGAAAUACUACCUGGCCCUCACUGUCACCCUGUGCCAAGAAUCUGACCAUUAUUAUGGAGUACAGUAUUGUACUGGCUGAAGCAAAGCAUUGUUAUUAUAGACUGACAUUGAUCAGGAAUUAACUAAAGAUGUUCUUGGUCACUGCUCACCAUAUGUGUGAUUUUAUAUAAUUGUAAUAGUACAUUGGAUCUGAAUUGCUUAUAUUUUUACAUUAAAAUGUGAAUCAAGCUUCAUAA